UGGUUUCAUGAUUUUCCUGUUGUGGAAUUUAAUAUCCCUUUGGAUUCUAUCUCUCUUCUCUUCCUUUCCUUUGAUGAUAAAUCCAGACUAGUCCUUUCUUUCUUUCUUCCUUCUCCUUCGUCUCUGUUUGCCUUUUGAAACCCACUCCUCUAUGCUCGAAUUAAACAAACGAAGAAAAGGAAACCUAUUACACGCUUACCCAAAACUCUGAACACCCAUAUCCUCCCUCUCUUCUUCGUUCAACCCCUGCCUGCCUUUCCCAUUUUUAUAUAUCAUUAUCAUCCCUAAUCAAUUGUCUCUACAUAUACAUACCAUAGCCAGGCUCGCUAUCUAAACAAAGACCACUUCUAUCUGUUUUCUUAACCAUGGACGAAUACAACAAUUAUUGGAGAACAAGUCAUGUCCCACCUUUCGGAAGCUGGGAAUUUUGCCAAAACGACGCCGUCGACGACCUCCCUUUCACUCAAUGUUUCGAGACCGCCAGACAUCCACCCGGAAUCUCUUUCCCAAUUUACACAACUACCCGGUCCAAAGAUCGAGAUCUCUACUCCGCCGACGACGCCGUCAUCGUUGUGCCCCGUCACAGCCAAGGGAAAGGGCGUAAUGGGUACCAAAAGAAGGAAAAAGAGCAGAAAAGGAAGGAAACGAGAUGGGUUGAGUGUGACGCAGUUAAAGUUGCGCCGCCUACUCCGGUGAUCCCAAAAAAAAUACCCAAGGCGGUGGAUGAAGAUCUGUAUAAGAUCUCGCCGGAGCUCUUGUAUGCGAAACCGAAAAAGAAAAGGAUGGGGGUUUUGUCAAGGUGCUUGUUUCCAAAUUGUGCAUCAUCAUGAUUCAUGAUGAUAGAAAGUUACAGGGUGUGGGUGUUAAUUAAUGUGUUAUCUGUUGGCUGUUAUAAUGGUAUGUGGACUGUGCUUGGGUUGUAUAAUUUAUUUUAUUUUUAGGGUUUGUAAGAUGGUGGUAACGAUAGUAAGUAUUUAUAAUGGAAUCAUGUGUGUGUGGGUGGGUGGGGAGACUUUUUUUUCUUUUUUUUCAAAAUCUUUUUGAUGAUAGUGGAAUGAUGAUAUAUGUGGGAAUUUGAUCAACCAUUACUUCAUUACUUGUUGAAUCUCCUUUAAUUUUUUU
Messenger RNA from Impatiens glandulifera, 1122 nucleotides. RefSeq lists its product as uncharacterized. NCBI's taxonomy places the organism in Eukaryota, Viridiplantae, Streptophyta, Magnoliopsida, Ericales, Balsaminaceae. The transcript is spliced from 3 exons. The record is from RefSeq and is a predicted model, not a curated record. The coding region runs from base 366 to 830 and encodes 154 amino acids.